AUGCGGUCGCAAGUACUGAGAGCCGGGCAGGCUGCCAACUGCAGACCUCACCUGCUUACCUCCCGCCUCCCCACCCAGGCACGAUGCCUCGCGACCUCGACCUCCCUCCCCAAUGCCCGCAACGUAGACAUCGCCUCGCGCACACCGCCGUACGAGAAGCUGCUCGGCCGUCUCAGCCAAGUCCGCCGCGUGCUCGGUUCCUCCCGCCAGCUCACGCUCGCCGAGAAGAUCCUGUACUCGCAUUUGGAUUCUCCCGAGGAGUCGCUGCUGACCAACACGAAUCAUGGACGCGAUAUUCGCGGGCAGGCCAACUUGAAGCUCAAGCCUGAUCGCGUCGCCAUGCAGGAUGCGAGUGCGCAGAUGGCGCUGUUGCAGUUUAUGAGCUGUGGCCUGCCGACUACGGCGGUCCCUGCGAGUAUUCACUGUGACCAUCUGAUCGUGGGCGAGACCGGCGCGGAUGCCGAUCUGCCCAAGUCGAUUGCGAACAACUCGGAGAUCUUCGACUUCUUGGAGUCGGCUGCGAAGAAGUAUGGCAUUGAGUUCUGGCCGCCUGGCGCUGGUAUCAUCCACCAGUCUGUCCUUGAAAACUACUCGGCUCCCGGACUUAUGAUGUUGGGUACUGACAGUCACUCCGUCAACGCCGGCGGACUGGGUGCCAUUGUUAUCGGUGUCGGUGGUGCUGAUGCCGUCGAUGCGCUUGUUGAUGCGCCAUGGGAGUUGAAGGCACCCAAGAUCUUGGGUGUGAAGCUCACAGGCGAACUCUGUGGAUGGGCUUCUCCCAAGGAUGUCAUUCUGAAUCUGGCUGGUCAGCUCACCGUUCGCGGAGGCACUGGCUUCAUCAUUGAAUACUUCGGCCCUGGCAUCGAGUCCCUCUCAGCAACUGGCAUGGCUACAAUUUGCAAUAUGGGCGCGGAGGUCGGCGCCACGACCUCUUUGUUCCCCUUCUCGCAGGCUCACAUCCCCUACCUCAACGCAACACAUCGUGGACCGAUCGCUGAGGCUGCGUUGAAGAUUGCCCAGUCGCCCAUGGAGCGCAACCUCCUGCAAGCUGACCCAGAAGCCGCCUACGACAAGGUUAUCGAGAUCAACCUCUCGACCCUCGAGCCCCACAUCAACGGACCAUUCACUCCUGACCUCUCUACGCCCCUGUCCAAGUUCAAGUCGGUUGUCGAAGAGAAGGGCUGGCCGCAGACUUUCGGUGCAGGUCUCAUUGGCAGCUGCACAAACAGCUCGUACCAGGAUAUGCAACGCUCAGAGGACAUUGUCAAGCAGGCUACGGCCGCUGGACUGAAGCCAAAGGCCAAUUUCUUCAUCACACCAGGCAGUGAACAGAUCAGGGCAACUCUGGAGAGGGAUGACACCAUCCAGUCCUUUGAGACCGCUGGCGGAACUGUUCUCGCCAACGCUUGCGGACCGUGUAUUGGUGAUUAUACCCAAUUUUUUCCUCCUUGA
Ascochyta rabiei is the source of this 1452-nucleotide messenger RNA. RefSeq names its product aconitate hydratase. Lineage: Eukaryota; Fungi; Ascomycota; Dothideomycetes; Pleosporales; Didymellaceae. Bases 1 to 1452 code for a protein of 483 amino acids. The transcript has 5 exons. Gene Ontology annotation, cellular component: cytosol; mitochondrion. Gene Ontology annotation, molecular function: aconitate hydratase activity; 4 iron, 4 sulfur cluster binding. The record is from RefSeq and is a predicted model, not a curated record.